GGACGGGAUACGUCCCUCUGAUGUGGUCCCGACAUUAAGCGCAGGCGGCCCGUCGGUAUCAAACGCAUCGAAUCGUGGCCUUUGGAGAUUUGGGCCUUGGGAGCGUGCGAGGCUGCGGAGCGCUGGCCUCGUUUGGUGUAGUUGUGUUGUUGUUGAUGUUGUUUUCUGGGGGGUUCACAUUGUGCGUAUAAGCGGAAGAUCGGUUGAACAGCUGCGAAGUAGAAGCCCGAUGGAUUGUGCGCUGUGGAAGAGCUUCCCGGCGGACCUUCUGGAGAUAGUGCUAUUGUAUGUGCCAAUUCCCGAGCUGUGUCGGCUCCGAGUGGUGUGCAAGAGAUGGGCUGCGUUGACGAAGGAAGAAGAGUUUAAGUUGAAGGCCAAGCCACAAACUGGUUAUCUGUUCCGGACACCUGACGUGAUCACACCCAACGACAACGAGUGUAGCUGGGAGAUCCGUGACCCGAGUACCCAAAGCCUCUAUGUGCUAAGUGAUACCUUUCUCUACGACCAUCUGAACGAAAAGAUCGAAAUAGCCGAUAACUACCAGCGCUCCACACUCGCCGCGGACAAGGGGUGGUUGGCCGUGCUCUGGAUCACUGGAGAUGGGGAGGAUGAGGCCAUGUUCGUGUGCAAUCCGGUAACGAAAUCAUUCAAGGAACUUCCCCCGCUCUUCUCCAACUCCGCUGCAAAAUACUUCAACCCUGCCGUGGCGUUGGUGGUCGCUGACGACAUGCUGAGUUACAAACUAUUUGUGGUCCAGGAGUACGGCAUUGAAGACCCAGCGAGAAAGCGCUGCUUCGUCUACAACUCCAGUGUGGGUGAAUGGCGACCAUUCGCACACCCUCCACCAACCCUCACGCCGUGCCACAUACUGAAGGUGGACACUAUCUUGUACACAAUCUUCCGCGACAUGAACGAAAACCAUGUAUCGCUACGGACGUACGCAAUUUACUCUUACGACACAAAGACCGACCAAUGGACUGACUUGGAGGUGGAUCCGCCCGGAGAUUGUUUCAUUCCUCAGCUGGUAGCCUGCUCAGGCGAUUUGUUUUUCAUCGGCUACAACGAUGAGGAGAUUUCCAUUUCAGAGAUCGACGCUGCCGGGAAGCAGCUCAAUUUUGUUGCGACGAUGGAAGACGAAAAAUAUCACGAUAUGCUUCCCGACUACGACUCUACAUAUGGUGGCCACUGGAGUCCUUACAUCGAUUGCAUCGGCACGGGUGCUAAUCUUCUUGCUGUGGGAGACGACCAAGGCUGCAUCCACUUUUCGUCAGUGACAGGCGAUAGCGUGUCCUACGACUUGAAUGAGGAGGAGUGGUUUGAGGUGGAAGGUAACGGCCUCGCGGGUCAUAUGGAUUUCGAAGAAGAAAGGGCGGGGUUGUUUGGCAACUUCAUUCGUCUCUCUUCGGCUCCAGUUCCCUCUAAAGACUCCCCUAAGAUUUGAAUAGGCUUCAGGUCGGCAACUCAUCGAUUAGCCCUAUCAAAGUCAAUUGCAUGGAAGAGCAAAGUACGUCGUCCCCCGCUGAAAAACAACGAAACCCGUUGAGAAUCUGUGCAGAAUGAAUGGAGACGGAUUUCUUUGAACUGGGUGUUGUCAUUUUCCUCAGUCGGCAUGACGCACCCUUCUCUGCUGGCAGCAGUUUCUCCCCCAAACCUCGAGGCUUAGUGUUUUUCGCUGUUGGUGGCGCCUCACACAGUUGGUUACGUUCGCUCUACGCGGAGGCACCCGAUGUGACUCUGGUGUUGUGGAGAAGCUGUUCUGACAGCUAGUGAUGUCCACAGAUGUUCGACAUGCUACUUUGCUGUUGGUGGCGUGAAACCCUAAACUUGGUAUCUUGGGCUAUGGCCGGAGGCGCAUGAUGCGGCCCUGCUGUUGUGGAGUUCUGACAGCUGAUGACAUCUACGGGUCUGAGCAAUUGAUGUGAUAAUGUAAUUGCGGAUGGGAUUACAGUAAGUCGGUAUCCCAUUUUAGGUGAAAUUUUCAUACUUUGAGAAGUUGAAAAUGCUUUACACAUUGCAAGGAAUUCAUCUGUACAACUGUUGGGAAGGGUCUAUUGAGGCAUCAGUUUUUGAGCGCGCAAAAUCAUUCAAUGUAAAUAGAAAGGGAUGUCGACUAAGUCACUUCUACUAAGCAUUUUCAGACUUCUCGGGCAAUUAUUGUUCCGAUCAACUUGGAACAUCAUACUGGAUAAGCAGUUUCUUUCAGCACUGUGCGGUAGAGUAGUGGAUUGCUACAUGAAAUAUUCAACGAUUUCAAUCAUUGCCAUCUUACUUAAUGUGACUGUUUAAGCUUUGAAUGUAUGGUAGUCAGAAUACUGACUUUAUCAACUUAUUUUCCA
Physcomitrium patens is the source of this 2336-nucleotide messenger RNA. Its product is annotated as F-box only protein 6. The record is from RefSeq and is a predicted model, not a curated record. Lineage: Eukaryota; Viridiplantae; Streptophyta; Bryopsida; Funariales; Funariaceae. Gene Ontology annotation, molecular function: protein binding.